Molecule: messenger RNA, 966 nt
Organism: Cornus florida
Lineage: Eukaryota; Viridiplantae; Streptophyta; Magnoliopsida; Cornales; Cornaceae
Product: peroxidase 57
Exons: 2
Coding region: 7-966 (319 amino acids)
Biological process (GO): response to oxidative stress; hydrogen peroxide catabolic process
Cellular component (GO): plasmodesma; plant-type cell wall
Molecular function (GO): peroxidase activity; heme binding
Source: RefSeq, a predicted model, not a curated record
AAAUACAUGAUGAAGAUUUCAUUCUUGUUCUUUUUCUGCAUUUUUCCCCUUGUCCUGUCCGACCUUCAAGUUGGUUUCUACAGCUCCACAUGCCCGCGUGCUGAAUUAAUUGUUCGUCAAGUGGUUCAAAACCGAUUCAAGACUGAUCCUUCCAUAACUGCAGCCUUGCUUCGCAUGCAUUUCCAUGAUUGUUUCGUUAGAGGUUGUGAUGCGUCCAUACUUGUAGACUCUAACUCAACUAAGAGCAAGUCAUCGGAGAAAGAUGCUGGACCAAACCAGACCGUACGAGGAUUUGAGCUCAUUGAUGAGGCCAAGAAAACCCUAGAGGCUGCGUGCCCUACAACUGUUUCUUGCGCAGAUAUUGUAACAUUGGCAACCCGAGAUGCAGUGGCUCUAGCCGGAGGCUCCAACUACAGUGUACCGACUGGGAGGCGUGACGGACUAGUCUCUGACCCAACUGAAGUGAACGUGCCCGGACCAACAGACUCUGUAUCCGAUGCACUGGAAUCUUUCACUGCCAAAGGACUAACUCUAAAUGAUAUGGUCACCCUUUUGGGUGCACACACAGUUGGUGUUGCACACUGUUUUUUCUUUCAGGACAGGCUGUCCAAUUUUCAGGGGACCGGAAAACCUGAUCCUUCAAUGGAUCCUACUUUGGUUACCAAGCUCAGCAAGACCUGUGGAACCAAAUCAAGGAAUAAGAACCCAACUGUAUUUUUGGACCAAAAUACAUCUUUCGUGAUUGAUAACGAAUUUUAUAAACAAAUCAUGUUGAAGAGAGGAAUAAUGCAGAUUGAUCAAGAACUUAGUUUGGAUAAAUUAAGUGCACCUAUUGUUUCGAAUUUCGCAUCAAAUGGGAUUGGAUUUCAACAGAGCUUUGCAAAUGCAAUGGUGAAGAUGGGGAGCAUUGAAGUUCUUGUGGGAAAUGCCGGAGAAGUAAGGAAAAAUUGUAGAGUUUUCAAUUAA